Molecule: messenger RNA, 5082 nt
Organism: Arachis stenosperma
Lineage: Eukaryota; Viridiplantae; Streptophyta; Magnoliopsida; Fabales; Fabaceae
Product: pentatricopeptide repeat-containing protein At2g13600-like
Exons: 3
Coding region: 1912-4566 (884 amino acids)
Biological process (GO): RNA modification
Molecular function (GO): protein binding; RNA binding; zinc ion binding
Source: RefSeq, a predicted model, not a curated record
UCUCGAAUCCAGCCCUAGCCUCCAGAACCAGAACGCUCUAGCCUCUCUCUGUCUCUCACACUCAGUCCAGAGCUCCUGGUCCUCCCUUACUUCCGUCCAGCCACCGCCUGCUACCGCCGCCGUCGGAACUUCCAGCUUCGAAGAGCCACCACCUGCUCCCUCACUUCCCCUCCAUCGCGCAGCAGCCGUCGCAACCUUCCUUCCCCUCCAUCGCGCAGCCACCGUGCGAACGUGGAAACCUCCGUCGCGCAGUCACUGUGCCGUCGGUGCCAGCUCUGUUCCACUGCAGCCACUGCCCGUUCGAAGGCCGUUCGAAGCCCAUUCGAAGGUGAACCUUGUCGUGGGGUCUCCCUCUUGCGUGCUCUCUUCAAGUCUUCUAGCUUCUAGGUUGAAUUAUUAUCGAAUAAUUUUGACUUAUGAAUCAUGGAACGCAAAGUGAAUACUUUCUCCAAGUUCUACAAUUUCUUGGAGGGUAGUCUUUUAUCUAAUGCUUUUACUUCGAGUGCUGGGACUGCCCCAUCCCUUUAAGCUGGCUGACUACGAACAGCCUUCUUCCUGACCGACCCUUGCAUGCGUGGAAGUGAAAGGAAAGUGAUGGAAGAGUGGGAGUUCCUGCUUUCAGUUCAAGGAAAGUUCUUUUCUAAUCGAUUGACUCGUGGAUCUUUCUGACUUCAAGUACCGAUCUUCUAUCAAAGGAACCUUUCCAGAAGUGCCCUUGGUUUGGUCCAGUCUGCAUUCUUCGCUUAGUGUCAAUUUUUUUUAUGAUAGAGUUAGGCUCGGGAUUAUUGGGUUGGAGUGAUUUGCUGUGGGUUCUUGUAAACCUGUGAUUUUGUACUUGUUAAUUCGUCCAAUAGUUGUUGUGAUUCUUGCAAUUGAGAUUAUUGGGUAUCUUUGCUCUUCUCAAAUUGUUAAUUUGCUAAAUUGUUGCUGUUAUUGUGAUUCUUGAGAUUGAAAUUGUCUUUAUUUUUUGUUAGUGGGCUGCUGGAUUUUCUAUUUGGAAUUUGUACUUGUUAGUUCAUUAAAUUGUUGUGAUUCUUGAAAGUUGAAAUUGAGAUUAUUGGGUUGCUUUGUUCUUAUCAAAUUGUUAAUUUGUUAAUUUGCUAAAUUAUUGGUGUUAUUGUGAUUCUUGAAAUUAAGAUUGUCUUUAUUUUUUGUUAUUGGGUUGUUGGAUUUUCUAUUCGAAUUUUAUACUUUGAUUCUUUAACCCUAGGUAUAAAUUUUGUUGAUUGAUUAAUUGAUUAGGGUAGGGUUGUGUUGUGUCAUUCCAAGAUGAAUAUAAUUGUUUUGCUUUGCGAUGCUUGCUGGUUGUUAUUUGAUCUCACCGCAUUUCAGCAUUUGAUCAAUGAAAUGUUUUGCAAACAUCCAGUUUUUGGUUUGCAUUUCCAUAUAUUGACUUGGAUUUAUACCUUACUAAGUUAUCCAACGGAAGUCAAGCUGAUCUCAUGAAAAUCCCAAAUGACUAAUAAGAUUGAAUGACAAACUUGGAUCAGUUGGAUGUUGGAAUUUUAUGUUUGGUUGGUUGUUUUUGUUAUUUGACUUUUAAGUUUGUAUUUGAAUGAGAUCAUAACAUUCUGGCUUAUGUAGUAUUUUUAAUUUGGAUGAUAUUUUAAAGUUUAUGUUAGAAUAUAAUUAUGUUUUAAUGUGUUUAUCUAUAUUUUAUUUAUUAUUUUAUUAUAAAACGGUUUUUUCGUUUCAAUCAUGGUCGAACCGGUUGAACCUAUGAACCAGUGAACCAGUAGCUAGAGCGGCUUGAUGACCGGUUCGGUUUUCAGAACCUUGGAGUUAACCACUAAAUGAAUACAAGUAAGAAUGACAAUAAAGCAUGCUCAUCAAGGAAAAAAAACAAAGAAGAAGAAGAAGAAGAUUACAGUUUUUUUCAAAUAUUAAACCUCUCUUCCUUUCUUCCUCGCCAUGCCCUUUCCUAAGCCCAUGCCCUAUUCUUACCUAUCUUACCAGAACCUCUACGAAACACUCAAGCAUUGCUCCUCCCUCAAAUCCCCACGCAGCGCCCGGGUGCUCCACGGCCACCUCAUCUUCUCCGGCUGGUACGCCUCCGUCUUCUUGCGCAAUAGCCUCCUCCACGUCUAUUCCAAUUGCCACCUCACCGACGAUGCCUUCCGCCUCUUCCACGAGUCCACCACUCACCGCAAUGUCUUCACUUGGAAUGCCAUCAUCCAUGCGCUACUCUCUUCUGGUCAGGUCUCCCAUGCACAACACCUGUUCGACGAAAUGCCCCAACGAGACUCCGUCUCUUGGACAACCCUCAUAUCUGGCUACUCUCACAAUGGCCUCCCAGCUCAUAGCAUCCAGACCUUCGCUUCCAUGCUCCAGGAAUUCGAAUUUCAUAAUGGUCAAACUCAGGACAAAUUUGAUCCUUUUUCGUUUACUUGUGUAAUGAAGGCUUGUGGCUGCCUCAGAUGCACUCCUUUCGCUCUUCAGUUGCAUUCCCUUGUGGUCAAAUUACGUUUAGGAGCCCAUAUCAGCAUCCAAAACGCCCUUGUUGAUAUGUACAUUAAAUGUGGAGCGAUUGGGUUCGCUGAGAGUGUCUUCUUUGGCAUUGAGGAGCCCAGUUUGUUCUGUUGGAACAGCAUGAUUUACGGUUAUUCAAGGUUGUAUGGAGCUUAUAAGGCUCUUGAUUUGUUUGCUCGGAUGCCGGAACAUGAUUCUGUUUCAUGGAACACUUUGAUCUCAGUUUUCUCUCAGCACGGCCUUGGGGUCAAAUGCCUUUUCUUGUUUUUAGAGAUGUGUGAUAGGGGGUUUAACCCGAUUUUCAUGACCUAUGGUAGUGUACUCAGCGCGUGUGCCAGCAUUGGUGAUCUUGAAUGGGGUGCACACUUGCAUGCUCGGAUUCUUCGCGUGGAGCAUGGCUUAGAUGCCUAUUUGGGAAGUGGUUUGAUAGAUAUGUAUGCUAAGUGUGGACGUUUAGAAUUGGCGAGGCGCGUGUUUGACUGCUUAGAGGAACGCAAUGAAGUUUCUUGGACUUGCUUGAUCACUGGUGUGGCUCAGUUUGGACUUGAAGAAGACGCUCUGGCAUUGUUUAACCAAAUGAGACAGGCUUCUGUUGUGUUGGAUGAUGUUACCCUUGCAACUGUUCUUGGGGUUUGUUCAGAACAAAAUCAUGCUGCUAUUGGGGAGCUGCUUCAUGGAUAUACAAUCAAAAGUGGUAUGGAUUCUUAUGUUCCUGUAGGGAAUGCAAUUAUUACAAUGUAUUCAAAGUUUGGCAAUUUUGAGAAAGGUUAUCUUGCAUUUAGUUUGAUGCCGCUUAGAGAUACUAUAUCAUGGACAGCCAUGAUCACUGCCUUCUCUCAGAAUGGAGACAUUUCCAGAGCUCGUGAAUGUUUUGAUUUAAUGCCUGAGCGCAAUGUCAUCACUUGGAACUCAAUGCUAAGCACAUAUGUUCAACAUGGGUUAUCGGAAGAAGGACUGAAGUUGUAUGUUCUGAUGAGAAGAAGAGGAGUAGAACCAGACUGGAUCUCUUUAGCUACUUCAAUUAGGGCAUGCGCUGACUUAGCUGUUGUAAAACUUGGGAUGCAAAUUGUAUCUCAUGCCAUUAAGUUCGCCCUUAUAUCGGAUGUUUCAGUUGCAAAUAGUAUUGUUACCAUGUAUUCAAGAUGUGGGCAAAUCAAAGAAGCACAGAAAGUUUUUGACUCAAUAUAUGUGAAAAACCUCAUUUCCUGGAAUGCUAUGAUGGCAGCAUAUGCUCAAAAUGGUUUAGGCAAGAAAGUAAUUGAGACAUUUGAGGAUAUGUUGAAGACCGAGUGCAAACCUGAUCACAUUAGUUAUAUUUCUGUUCUAUCUGGCUGCAGCCACAUGGGGCUUGUAGUAGAGGGUAAACAUUACUUCAAAUCCAUGACUAAAGUUUUUGGUAUUUCUCCUACAAGUGAGCACUUUGUUUGUAUAGUAGAUAUGCUUGGACGAGCAGGGAUGCUAGACGAGGCAAAGGAAGUGAUAGAUGAAAUGCCUUUUAAGCCGAAUGCUACUGUUUGGGGGGCUCUACUUGGAGCCUGCCGAAUCCAUCAUGAAUCACAUCUAGCAGAAACUGCCUUGAAGAAUUUGGUGGAAUUAAAUCCUGAAGAUUCUGGUAAUUAUGUCCUUCUAGCAAAUAUAUAUGCUGAAUCUGGAGAGUUAGAAGGUGUUGCUAAUAUGAGAAAGCUAAUGAAAGUGAAGGGAAUUCGAAAGAGUCCAGGCUGUAGCUGGAUAGAGGUUGAUAACACGGUACAUGUAUUCACCGUAGAUGACACCAAUCAUCCACAGAUAAAGGAAAUUUAUAUAAAACUGGAGGAGAUGAUGAAGAAGAUAGAACAUACAGGAAGAUAUAUUAGUCCAGUUUCUUCUCCCCAUAGGAGUCAGAAAUACCAUAGUGAAAAGCUUGCCUUCGCUUUUGGGUUACUGAGUUUGCCAUCUUGGAUGCCUUUAUAUGUGAUGAAAAAUCUCCGUGUCUGCCAUGAUUGUCACUCGGUAAUAAAGCUAUUGUCUUUUGUCACCUCAAGGGAACUUAUCAUGAGAGAUGGAUUUCGAUUUCAUCAUUUUAAGGAUGGGGUUUGCUCGUGUAAAGAUUAUUGGUAACAUGUGGUACAUAUUCUAUAUUUGCUCCCUCCCACAUUUCUCUUGUUAAUUUCUUCUUUCCUUCUCAACAUUUAUUAUUAUUGAAAAAUCUUGCGAUGUAUCGCAUUUAUGGAAAUAAUUUUCGCUUGUUCUACAGCACCAUUGCAUGUCUACAUUGGUUUUGCAUUUUGGUUUGAUAUUGAAUUUAAUUGGCCAGCAAUAGCACCAAGCAAUUAUCAUUAAUCAACUCCUUACUGAUAAUCAUCUAGUGCACAGUAGUUGCAGGAGAGAAAGUGGACAAAUCCUGACUCCUGUCCACUGCACCAGAGGACCCUCCAGCACAUUGGGAGCAGGCAUUCAUAUACUAUUAUGAUCCCCAUAGAGCUGGAACAAGAUCCAGUAAUUGAAGGUUCAGUGUCAUUGACACAAAGCAAAGAAGGUGCUCGGUUCAUUCAUGGAUAUUCAAUUCACGUUAAGUUUAUGUGAGAUGAGACAUUUAUCUAAUCUAUGAAAGAUUCUCCUUCUUUGACAAUUCAU